Molecule: messenger RNA, 184 nt
Organism: Funneliformis geosporum
Lineage: Eukaryota; Fungi; Glomeromycota; Glomeromycetes; Glomerales; Glomeraceae
Source: the annotation of a GenBank genome assembly
GGUUGAAAGAAUUUUUAACUGUAAAAGAAAUAAUCUGUGAUAAAAAUUCAGCAUAUUUUAAGAUAUAUUCAAGUGCAUAUAUUAAAUCAACAGAUAUAAUUCAAACAUCAGAAGUUAUUAUGCAAAUGAAUGGUUUAGCGACGUUGCAAUUUCUUCCAAUGAAGAAACUAUAUGGUAUGGAAAG